AUACCAUGCAUUUUAGUGGUGCCCGCCACCGCCGCCAAACCCCGCUCCACCGCCGAAACCGGCACCACCACCAAUGCCACCACCUCCGCCGAACCCUCCACCACCGCCACCGCCACCGCCACCGCCAACUCCACUUCCUGCUCCUCCUCCAAAUCCGCCUCCAGCACCUACACCACCUCCGCCACCAAACCCACCACCAGCACCUCCUCCAAGACCGCCACCAGCUCCUCCUCCAAGACCCCCACCAGCUCCUCCUCCAAGACCACCACCUCCUCCAAGACCCCCACCAGCUCCUCCUCCAAGACCCCCGCCAGCUCCUCCUCCAAGACCCCCACCAACUCCUCCUCCAAGACCGCCACCAACUCCUCCUCCAAGUCCUCCACCUCCACCGAGACCACCUCCGCCUCCAAGGCCUCCACC
Messenger RNA from Cucurbita maxima (winter squash), 420 nucleotides. RefSeq names its product cell wall integrity and stress response component 2-like. The record is from RefSeq and is a predicted model, not a curated record. The transcript has a single exon. Lineage: Eukaryota; Viridiplantae; Streptophyta; Magnoliopsida; Cucurbitales; Cucurbitaceae. The annotation marks the transcript as partial.